UUGAGUUCCUUGGAAUGAAAUUGUAUAUGUUCUUUAGUCUUUGGUUUGUUCAUUGCUGAUUGUAUUGAUUUUGUAGUCUUUUUAGGAUUUAAUAGAAAAAAUGGCAGCAACUUCAAGCUUCUCUGGUUUAGAAGGUCAGAAAGAUGAACACAAUUCUGACAUGGAGGAAGACAUGGAUCUAACUGAAGAUGAUUUCAGAAAUGUCUCUGGCCAGUUUUCAAGGGAUUCAUCGAUAACAGCAGUUAGGGAUGCUGUAAAUGUCAGUGUUGAAACCGUUAAAGUGGAUGUUAGCUCUAAAACUGGUGUUAAAAGAGCUAGAACAAUCUCUAACGAACACCAACCUUCCGUUAAUGUUACUUAUAAACAUUUAACAAGAGCUAGCAAGCAGAAACUGGAAAGUUUAUUACAGCAAUGGUCAGAAUGGGAAGCAGAACAAAGUUCUCUUCUUUGCCAAUCUGAUCAGGAUCAAGAACCAGCACAGCAAUCUGGUGAGGAGACUUAUUUUCCUGCUUUGCGUGUGGGAUUGCAGAAUACAUCAUCUGUGUCAUUUUGGUUCGACUGCAAAACUGGUCAGGACUCUUUAAAGGAGUUUAUUCCAGUGGAAAGCAGCACUACUCCUCUUUAUAACCGAAAAUUCACAGGUUUAGAUUCAACCGUUGGCUCAAGUAACGUGGAAGGAGGCUUGGAGAUUAUUGAUGAUGACCCUCCACGUUGCUUCAACUGUGGCGCAUACAGUCAUUCAUUGAGAGAAUGUCCAAAGCCUUUUGAUCGAUCAGCGGUUAGUAAUGCACGGAGACAGCAUAAAAGCAAAAGAAAUCAAACGUCUCGUCUACCGUCUCGGUAUUAUAAGAGCGCUCAAGGUGGAAAAUAUGAUGGCUUGAAGCCUGGCUCACUUGAUCCAGAGACUCGUCAGCUUCUUGGUCUAGGGGAACUUGACCCUCCUCCGUGGCUUCACAGGAUGCGAGAGAUUGGAUAUCCACCUGGAUAUUUAGCUGUGGAAGAGGAUCAUCUCUCUGGGAUCACUAUAUUUGAUGAGGAAGAGACUAAACCACCAGAAGAAGAACAAGAAGAAGGGGAAGUAAAGGCUGAGGACGGUGAGAUAUUGGAAGUAGCAGCAAGCUCUUCAGAGCCGCAAAUGAAGAUGACAGUUGAGUUUCCUGGUAUAAACGCUCCUAUCCCAGAGAACGCAGAUGUAUGGCGAUGGCAACAGAGGAAAGACACAGUGCAUGCUUAUCAAGAUCACCAAUUAAGAGGCGUUAUGGGACCUCCAGGUAUCGAACUUUCGUCGAGUUAUCCUCCAAGGUAUGGUGGCAUUAGAUACGAUCAUGGGUUUGGUUCAAUAGCAAGAAGCCCUGGCUCGGAAUCAGAAAGAAGGUAUUACUACUCUCCUUAUAAUCAAGAUUUGAGGUAG
Eruca vesicaria subsp. sativa (arugula) is the source of this 1411-nucleotide messenger RNA. The record is from the annotation of a GenBank genome assembly. Lineage: Eukaryota; Viridiplantae; Streptophyta; Magnoliopsida; Brassicales; Brassicaceae.